This is a messenger RNA of Mesoplodon densirostris (Blainville's beaked whale), 3631 nucleotides long. RefSeq names its product synaptosome associated protein 29 (gene SNAP29). The record is from RefSeq and is a predicted model, not a curated record. Gene Ontology annotation, cellular component: plasma membrane; SNARE complex. Gene Ontology annotation, molecular function: syntaxin binding; SNAP receptor activity. The transcript is spliced from 5 exons. Gene Ontology annotation, biological process: synaptic vesicle priming; exocytosis; synaptic vesicle fusion to presynaptic active zone membrane. Lineage: Eukaryota; Metazoa; Chordata; Mammalia; Artiodactyla; Ziphiidae. Bases 147 to 923 code for a protein of 258 amino acids.
GAAGGAGUUUGCGCGGCGCCGGCUACGGGCGUACGGGAGUUUCCGUAGGUUCUCUGCGCUACGGCCGCUGCUCUUUGGUCAGAGAGCGCCCCUCGCCUCGGCCGCGCCCGGCUCCUCCCGCCUGCCCCAGGCCGAGCGCUGGCGCCAUGUCGGCCUAUCCCCGAAGCUACAACCCGUUCGACGACGACGCGGAGGACGAGGGCGUCCGGCCGGCGCCGUGGACGGACAACCGCGACCUCGCGGACUGGCCCGGCGCUCCCGCCGACCGACAGCAGGCCCUGCGGCAGGAGGUGCUGCUCCGGGCCGAGGCCACGGCCGCCAGCACCGGCAGGUCCCUGUCCCUAAUGUACGAGUCCGAGAGGAUCGGGGUCGCCUCCUCCGAGGAGCUCGUGCGCCAGCGAGGGGCCUUGGAGCGCACGGAGAAGAUGGUAGACAAGAUGGAGCAGGAUCUGAAGACCAGCCAGAAGCACAUCAACAGCAUCAAGAGUGUGUUCGGAGGGCUCGUCAAUUACUUCAGAUCCAAACCCUCAGAGACCCCACCUGCGCAGAAUGGCACCCUCGCCCCCCAGCCCAGCAGCAGGUUGAAAGAAGCCAUAAGUACAAGCAAAGACCAGGAGGCACAGUACCAGGCCAGCCACCCAAACCUCAGGAAGCUCAAUGACUCAGACUCCAUCCCUGGAGGGGCCGAUUCUGCCAUGAGCUCCGAGGCUUACCCAAGGAACCCGCACCUGCGCACCUGUCACCAGAGGAUCGACAGCAACCUCGAUGAGCUGUCCGUGGGCCUGGGCCGGCUGAAGGACAUCGCCCUGGGGAUGCAGACGGAGAUUGAGGAGCAGGACGACAUUCUUGACCGCCUCACAACCAAAGUGGACAAGUUAGAUGUCAACAUCAAGAGCACAGAGAGGAAAGUUCGGCAGCUUUGAAGAUGGAGGUGGAUUUCCACUCCAUCGCGAUGAAAAGAUUUGAAAGGUCUUCUUUUAAACGCCCAAGAAAUUUCAGUUAUUACUUUAGAAUGUGAUUUCACAUGUGUUUGCAAAUGUUGUAACAGAGUGGGUCUCAAAAGAGGUUUUAUUGUAGAGAAAGCAUGUGCCCCACUUCUCUGAGGGCCCUGACUGGAGGUGUGCGGGCAGAGUGGUGGUCAUGCCGGCCUCUGCUUCCAUCUGCUGUGCUUCUCGUCCCCAGGCCUCCGCGAGGUAGAGCGCUGAGGGCCAUGUGACCCGUGUUUGUGGGCAUCCUUCUCCCCUCCACCCCCACGAGCACAUUGUGAUGCUCUGAGCCCCUUGGCAGGCAUUUGAUUUUAGUAGGAGGGGGUUCAGACCAGCCCUGCUCACUGUGACGCCUGGAAGCACAUAGGGAGCUGGGUGAGCCCCGCUGCCCCUGCGUGGGGUCAGGAACACGUUCUGCCCUGGCUGGAGGCUCCCUGGCCAGCUGGCUGAGGCCUGCAGAGCGUGAGAGAGGAGCAUCACACAGAUGUGCUCCACCAAGCUCUCUGCCCUCAGGUUACCUGGACCAGGCCCCCCAUCCAAACAUGUUUACUUGGUGCCUGGGGUCCCCUGGCCCAUCCAGCAUUCCCACCCACUCUUAUGCGCUGCUGGCAACAUGCCUUGACCCAUCACUUGAUUCUCUGGCCCCAGUUUUAGGACUGGAGCUCCACUAAUGACGCUGUCUGUGCACAGAAGGAUAUGGCUUUAAAAAAAGCCCAGACGUUAUCAUUCUACCUGGCCUAGCUUGUUCUCUCUUUAUUUUACAAAAAAAGAGAAUCAUUUAAAAGUACUAAUUAAAAUUGAUUUCUGUACUUAAAGGAAUUUCUUUAUGUUGGUACUUCCAACAAAAUAAUUGAAGCCACGAGGUCCUGGUCUUUUUAAAAGCAAAUAAAUUAAAAUAUUUUGAAGAUGGUGAAAGGGACUGAUUUUAAUAAGACAGAUUAGGUUGGAAACCUUAAAAUCACAGUGCCUUUCACCCUGAAACCUGGCCCCAGCACAGUGACCUUCACCACUUUGGUUCAGUAGAAUAUAAACAAAGUCCCUUAAAGCAAAGGAAUGUCUUUAAGGGGCAGCAGCAAUGCAGCAGCAUUUAUGUAGCAAUUCAAAUAUAAAAGUUCCAUCCCAUAAUGCCUGACUUUCCUAAAAUCACUGACAGCCUCCGUGGGCAGACACAUCUUUCUGUCAUGUUCCAGCCGCCCUGCGAGUCUGACCCACAUCACUGGGAAUGUCACAGGGCAUGCGGAUGCUGUGGAAGGUAAUCAGACCCACAUCUGCUUAUCACGAACCCAUCAUGGUUGUUCUCCUGGUAACUGGAAAAAGGAAGAAUUUUACAUGUCCACCUGGCCCACACUGAACGAGUUCACAGGGCCUCCAGCAAAAAGGCUGCUCUGAAGCGUGACACCAGGAUGCAGGGAAGCCUGGGGGUGCCUGUCUACCCAGCAUCGUUCCCGGGUUUUCCUCCCUGAUGCCUUCCUCAACGGGUGUCAUAACUGUUCCUGCUCCUUGCCCUCGGGCAUAGACAUGUGGAGAUUAGUCAGCACACCUAGACCUGAGCCUCUCCAUUCAAAUAAAUACAGACAAAGGCCACUGCCAAACACUGCAGCCCUCCUCUCACAUAAUGGGGUUAGUGAUUUAACCAAUUUGAAGCAAAGUAGCACCUUAUUUUGUGUCUUUUGUUGGAUUGAUGAAGCCGAUCACCACCACCCCCUUUUUUACCCCAAGCUGUGGAGGGAGGGUUGCCCUCACUCUUCUAGAAACGUUUUCCUCGCACAUGUCUCCCCGUAUAUUUGGUUCUGUUCUUGUUCACAUUCCUCAUUCUAAGGCCUGGGCCAAGGGCCUGUCUCAUCCUCGUGCUGGGCAGCAUCUCUGCCGGGUCCCCACCUGUUCCCGCACCCACUGAGGGCCAGUGGCUGCUGCUUCACACAGCAGAGCCACUCACACUCUCAGAGAACAAAGCAGGACCAGAGGAGCCUCCAGGACCUGCGUGUGGUGACUGUGAGCAGAGGAAAACUCUGCCCUCUGGACACACGUGUCAGGGAGACACGGGGGUGCCCGGCCGGGGUUGUCCUUCUUGCCGCAUGGGGUCCAGAAGACAGAUCUGGAAUUCCACGGUCGACCUGGAAACAAACUGUGCCUUCCAAAGAGUGGCUUUUCUAACUCAAGGUUGGUUACAUGUUAAGUGUGCUCCUAACUUAACAAUAAGCGCGUUCUCCUUCGGAGGAACUUUCUAACAUAGUGAUCUGUAGUUAACAGUGGCAGGUUGCCUCGUGGAUGUCUUUUUUGCGUUGUAUAGGAAAGGAGACCUGAAUUUACCUCAGGUGGCAAGAAUGGAAGUACAUAAGUGCAUUUUAAUUUCUCUUUCUUUAACUUCUUUUUGUGAAUAUGUGAUUUUAAGAGUACACCACACCGAUUUAGUAAAAAUCUUACACUUUGCCUACAUAGGCCUUUUCUGCAGAAUUUUUAAAGUCACCAAUGUCGUUAAGCGUCUUCAGCUCUGAACAAAACGAUGAGCUAGUCGUUAAAAGUGCACACGGGAGGAGGGGCUUCUGCUCAGAGUGUGUGUCAGAGCAGCUCUUGUACUUCAUGCCUUCAACUCAGCAAAUGACCAUAUUCCUUAAAAUAAAAUGUGAAGUUGUUUUUUAAUCAAA